Messenger RNA from Penicillium lagena, 693 nucleotides. Its product is annotated as 18S rRNA pseudouridine methyltransferase. Lineage: Eukaryota; Fungi; Ascomycota; Eurotiomycetes; Eurotiales; Aspergillaceae. The coding region runs from base 1 to 693 and encodes 230 amino acids. Gene Ontology annotation, molecular function: rRNA binding; rRNA (pseudouridine) methyltransferase activity. Gene Ontology annotation, cellular component: small-subunit processome; nucleolus. The record is from RefSeq and is a predicted model, not a curated record. Gene Ontology annotation, biological process: rRNA base methylation. The transcript is spliced from 3 exons.
AUGGCUAACACCACCCCAGGGACCCAGUCCUGCCCGCCGCCCGAGCUCCCUCAGCUCGUCGCCGAGCAGCAUGUGCCCAUCCCACCCCACGACAAAGACACCCAACGCCUGAUCGUCAUCCUCUCCAAUGCCAGUCUGGAAACCGACGAGCACAUCGGGAUCAUGCGCAAAAUGAACCGGGAUAUCAGCGAGGCCCGCCCGGAUAUUACGCACCAGUGUCUCCUCACCCUCCUGGAUUCCCCGGUCAACAAGGCUGGGCGGCUGCAGAUUUACAUCCACACGGCCAAGGGCGUUCUGAUUGAAGUCAACCCCUCUGUCCGUAUUCCCCGCACCUUCAAGCGCUUUGCCGGUUUGAUGGUCCAACUGCUGCACCGGCUCUCGAUCCGUUCGACGAAUUCCCAAGAGAAACUGCUCAAGGUCAUCAAGAAUCCGAUCACGGACCACCUGCCGCCCAACUGCCGCAAGGUGACCAUGAGUUUCGAAGCGCCCGUGGUGCGCACCAAGGAUUACAUCGAGUCGCUGGGCCCGAAGGAGAGCAUUGCGAUUUUCGUCGGCGCCAUGGCCAAGGGCCACGAUGACUUUGCCGACUCCUUCAAGGAUGACACCAUCAGUAUCAGCAACUACAGCCUCAGCGCCAGUGUGGCCUGUAGCAAGUUCUGUCACGCCGCCGAGGAAGUGUGGGAUAUUCUGUGA